GUGGGUAUUGUCAUACUCCUGAUGCACAUCACGGCAAGUGAUAUGCAGAAUGCUAAGAGACAGGGCGUAUAUAAUCAUGCGUGUUUUUCUGUGAUUGACUUCACUUUUUCUUGUCAAGGGUGGCCAGAACAUCAGCUGAGCCCAACAACAAGUAGUUCAAAAGGGCCGGGCUUCCUUCGAAAAGGAAUCCGAUACCAAAGCAUCUCGCCCAACACAUUUUUUUAUAUAUCUUACAACCAAACAUUGUUCCUCCAGAUUGCACAGCAUGUCGGGCUCCCAAAACUCAUAUUAUCAGCAGAUAGCAGUGCUCACAGCUGCGGCUGCAGCCCUAAGCACUAGCAUUGCGACAUGGUGGAAUGCAUAUACCGCCCAUUACGAGGCUGGACAGGAGACUCAAGCUGUAUGUGCGAUGUUUACUCGAUACCCCAACAUCUAUCUCAGCCUUAUCUCAGGUAUUUUUAUUACAGUCUUUAACAUCAAGCAGCAGCAUUGCUUCCAACAAUAUCAGAUAUGCGAAAGAGACAAAUCAGACAAGGAGGCACAGAUCCGCGAUCUGGAGGGGAAGAUCAGGGAUCUAGAGUAUAGCCUGAACCGAUACCGAAACGGUUCCAGGUAAUAGGGGGGCGUCAGACUUGAGACUCAAGUUUGUAGUGGAAUCUUUUGAAGUGCUGAUGUGCGAUCCUCGCUAGAGUAGCUCCAUUCUGUUAAUAGUAUUGGAGAGUGUUGACCUUGCUAUCAUUUGAUACAUCCCAUGUCAUGAAGAAGGGACUUGAUUGACUUUCCCUAUCUACCUAUACUCUCACAAUAAACUUUGUUCUUUUCCAG
Messenger RNA from Fusarium redolens, 825 nucleotides. RefSeq lists its product as uncharacterized. NCBI's taxonomy places the organism in Eukaryota, Fungi, Ascomycota, Sordariomycetes, Hypocreales, Nectriaceae. The coding region runs from base 266 to 616 and encodes 116 amino acids. The record is from RefSeq and is a predicted model, not a curated record. The transcript has a single exon.